GGGACCAGACGCCACCAGUGGAUUGUUGGGGCUCCAGCAAGGUAAUCCAACUAAAUCCCUGAACGGAGGAGUUUUCUGAGGACGGGAGAAUGAAGAACGUCACCAUGCACAAACACUUCAUCCUCGACGGCUUCAGUGAACUGGGAGUGUUGAGGCCCGUCCUCUUCAUCCCUUUCUCCAUCAUGUUCGUUGUGUCGCUGUCCGCCAACUCCCUGCUGCUGUACGUGGUCGUUUCACAGAGGAGCCUCCACUCACCGAUGUGCAUCCUCAUCGCCGGCAUGGCAUGUGUGGACCUGAGCGUCCCGGUGUUCUGGGUCCCCCACAUGCUGCUGAGCUUCUUGUUUGACUGGAGGGGAAUCUCUCUGAUCGGAUGUCUGGUCCAGAUGUUUUUCAUUCACUUUGUAGAGACUUUUCAGUCAACGUUGCUGGUGUGGAUGGCUCUGGACCGCUACUUUGCCAUCUGUAAGCCUCUCACCUACCAUGAACAAAUGGCUUUACCUACAUUUCUCAAGUUUAUAAUCCCGCUUGUGGUAAGAAAUUUCAUCAUGGUUACACUGUUUGUGAGUCUGGCAGGAACAUUGUCCUUCUGUGCUUCAAAUGUGAUGAACCACUGUUUCUGUGAGCACAUGGCCUUAGUGCAGCUGGCCUGUGGAAGUACUGCCAUCAACAACCUGGUUGGGUUGAUGACUGCACUCCUCAACGUGGCCGAUUUCAUCUUCAUCACUGCUUCUUAUAUCGUCAUAUUCAGCUCUGUGCUAAAGUCCGGCAAGUCAGGUGCCAAAACUCUCCACACCUGCGUCACCCACAUUGUAGUCAUCACGGUCAGCCUGACCAUCACACUUGUUGCUUUCCUGUCGUAUCGGAUCAGAAACGGUUUACCUGCCGCUGUUCGGGUGUUCUUUAGCACCAUGUACGUGAUGUUCCCGAGCUGUUUCAACCCGAUCAUCUACGGCAUUAGAACAGCAGAGAUUAGAAAGCACAUCCUAAAAACACUGAGACGCUGAACUGGGCCCUAUUCUUAAAACGUCUCCAUCAUAUGUCAGCCCAUCUCCAUGUGUCAGAGGUGUUUUAAUAUCAUGCAGAGAGAUGAUAUUCUUGAGCAGAUGAUUGUUAUAAUGAAAAGCUCAGCGCACCUGCAGAUCAAAAGAAACAUGGAAGAGCUUACAGAUCAAAAAGGUAGUUACAUUA
Molecule: messenger RNA, 1188 nt
Organism: Anoplopoma fimbria (sablefish)
Lineage: Eukaryota; Metazoa; Chordata; Actinopteri; Perciformes; Anoplopomatidae
Product: olfactory receptor 52E4-like
Exons: 2
Coding region: 90-1004 (304 amino acids)
Biological process (GO): G protein-coupled receptor signaling pathway
Cellular component (GO): membrane
Molecular function (GO): olfactory receptor activity; G protein-coupled receptor activity
Source: RefSeq, a predicted model, not a curated record